GGGUGGAGAGUUUCCAUAAGGCACCAGAGAGCAGCAGCUAUACAACAUCUUGUCCUCACGUGUUUGUAGCGGUUCCUGUGUGUUUUGAGGAGUACACAGAUAUGGUGGUGCUGAGGUUGGUCGUGCUACUCCAGGGGCUGCUUCUCGCAGCACGAUGUGAGGUCAGAGCCAGAGACCCGGAGCUAGAAGAGGAGGAUGAGCUGAAGGACAUGUCAGACGGUGGUGGAUGGGACCACAGAGUACCACUGGUUGGGUUUGGAGCACCUCAUCAUGGUCAAGGACUAAACAGGCAGACUCCUGAUGUGUAUGGGUCUGUACACCAUCCACUUGGUCAUGGACACCAUGAUCCCAGUCCUGGACAUCUUUCUCCAGACCCAUCAGAUCCAUCAGAUCCAUCAGCCGGGGGCUCUUUACCCCGCACUGGGAAUUGGUGUGCGUUUGUUCACAAGCAGGCUGUUACUGUGGCAGUAUAUUGUGGAACUGAGAAGUACACCAUAAGGUCACAGAGUCCUUGUCCUAACCGCACCCCAGACUGCCAGCUAGUGAUGUACAAGCUGUCCACUCGGCCAGUGUACAGACAGAAGGAGAAAAUCCAAACUGCACUGUUGUGGCGAUGCUGCCCUGGGCAUGCUGGGAAAAACUGUGAGGAAACAGGACAUCUCAAACCAGCUCAGGAGAACGGAGAGCAGAAUGAUUAUCAAAUGUUUGGCGGUCCACCAUAUGAAGCUCAACAACCUGAUGUAGAGAAUCAAACUGCAGCAGAGCCCACUGAUGACUAUGAGCAUAGCCGUCAUGCUAGCCAUGACCACUUUGAGAGGAGAGAUCCUUAUGCUCUAAAUGAAGGUGUUCCUCAACCUGAAACUCCUUACCUUCACCAUGGGCUCCUACCAAUCUUGAAAGAGGCUGUGUUGUCUCAGCUGCAACCUGUGUUGGAUGGUUUCAAUCUAACCCUGGAACGGCUUUCUCAGGAGGUGCAGGGUUUGCAGCAGGACAUGGCCCAACUCCGACAUGAACAGGGGCAGGGGAGGGUCACUAAGCCUCUGGAGGUUGGUGGUGAGGAGCACAGUCCACAGGAGGCUGAGUUGAGGGAGAGUUUACAGAAACUGGAGGAAGUGAAAGCUCAGUUUCGCAUCCACCGCGAUGAGGUAGAAACGAGACUCCACUUGCAGCAAACCAUGCUGCACUACAACCUGACGAAUUUCAAGACCGACAUAGAUGUCAAAAUCAAACGUAACCAAAAGAUGUUACAGGUGAAUCUCCACUCCCUGAACACGUCAAUGUCUGAGGUGCGGCAGGAGCAAGAGAGGCUGGAUGAGGAGCUUCAGAGGAUUGGGCCUGAAAAGAAGACCAAUCCUUCACAGAGUCAGUAUUAUGAGAGCACAGCUGUUUGGGAGGCCAUCACAUGUCUGGACAACAAAGUUAUCAACAACACAGUGAGACUUAGUGGCUUGAUUGAAGGCCAUGAACAAGUGACUGCAAACAUUAAGGACCUCCAAAAUGGUUGGAGAGAUCUGGACGAGAAAAUAGUCCAGACUGGCCGCAACAGCCAGGUUCAGUUUAUGGAGACAGUUUUAGAGGUGGAGGCAGCCAAGGUAGCAGUUCUUGACAGCAUUAAUGAGCUGAACAGCAACAUCAGUGUUCUCCAAAGCACUCUGCAGCAGAUGGAGACUGAAGUCGACAAUCUCUUUACGGAUUAUUACAAGCAUAUAAGUUCGGCAAGAGAGGAUUGUGACUGUAUCGCGCUUGGAGCAUCAGUGACCCAGUUGGAAGAAACUGUAGCUAAUGUGAAAGAGAUAGCGAAUGAAAAUAAGCUGGCCCGUGAGCGUAAGGCUCGGGAGAUGUCAGACAGUCUGUCUUUGAUUCCAACUGUGGAAGAUCUGAAACUAGGGCUACUAAAUGUGCAAAAGUCUCUUGCUUUUGAACAGGAAAAGAGCAGAAUGUUACAGCAGACUGUGAUGCAACUCCAGGCCUCUCUUCUGGGCAACCAGCAGGACAUUAAAAUACUCCAAGAGCAUGAUAGGGCCAAGGUCGAGGAGAUCCAGCAACUACAUAGCAUUUUCAGCACCUUGCUCCAGGAUGCCAUUCGUCAUUCGAAUGUACUUGAGAUUUUGCUUGGGGAAGAGGUGUUGGAGUUCAUGGCAUGGUCUCCUGAGGAAAAAAUACGUUUCUCUAUACCAGAAUUGAAGGAAAGCAUCAGAGAUAUGCAAAAACAGAUCAAUGGACACAGUCGCAGUUUGGUCUUAAUGUUGAACUCUGCUUCGCCUCAGGUGACGGCAGCGGAUGAGCCCUCAAUGCUUUCAGACUGGCCCUCGGUGGGCAUCAAAAGAAGACGUGAGGAUGAACGAUUUGACCUGUCCGAGGAGUACUCUGAUAAUGACUUCUGGACUUUAGAGAAAAUGGUGAAAGAACUUGGAGCUGACAUUAAACAGCUUGAGGAACAUCGUUGUUCUACUUGCUGCAACUGCACUAGAACUCCCCCUGGUGGCAUGGAGGUGAAACUGCAGUCUGAGGUGGAUACUUUGCGUAAGGACCUUGAGACCCACCUUAGAGUUUUUAACAGCAUUUUCAGUAAUACAGAGGGACUUACUGGCCCUGAGAUAUCUGUAGAUUUGAAUAAACUGUCAGCUUUGAUGAAGAGAAAGGAAGCAAAACAGCAAAACAGGAAACAAAGGAAGAGAGCAGAUAAAGCUGUUCAGACGGGAGAACGAGUGAAUUACCGCUUCAAAAGAGAUGCAUCACUGGAGUCUGCAGUGCUUCGUCAGCUCCCAGACAGUCCAAUUAUGUUCCUGGCCAGCACUACAGAAGGUGCUAACGGACCCGGUACAGUCCUUUUUGAAAGUGUGACCCUAAACCAUGAACAGUUAUACUCAAUAAAAACGGGCAUAUUUCGUGCUCCUACUUCUGGUGCUUACCUCUUUGUGGUAACACUGGACUUUGGACCAGGCCCAUGUCUGGCUCAAUUAAAGAGAGGUGGAGAGGUAGCAGCCUCCUUACGGCAGAACCAGAGGAAGUUGGGUGCACCUGCAACACGUGUCUGCAUCCUGCGGAUGGAGCAAGGAGAGGAACUCCGUCUAGAGCUGCUGCAGGGAACGAUAGAGAGCAACAACCCACAAGAUAACACGUUUGCUGGUCUACUAAUGCUGCAGACCACCUGAGAACAUGCAACUUACUUCAAGUGCAAAAGGACUGCAAGAUGGCAAACAUAUAUUAUUAUUUUAUUUUUUGCACUGCUCACCACUUCAAUUUCUCAUUCAGGAUCUGAGAGACUAAAAUAACAGCUAGCAAUUAUGAAACUUACCUUUGGUUUCAGUGUGACAACUACAAUAUUCCUUAUAAGCGGAAAAAUGGAUGUCAAGGUUUUUUACUUUUUCAGUUCAUACCAAACAAACAAAACAACCCACAGAAAAAAAAUUGUCCUAAAAUUAUAUUUGUUAAAGAUUACAUGGACAAAUAUUAUACAGUUCGAGGCUAAUCUUACACAGGGGCUGAAUAAAACAAAAAACAGGUUUCAGAAUUAUACAGGUUGUUUAAUAUAUUACAUAGCGAUGGGCUGGGUGAUACUAUGGGAGAGCACACUGAAAUAUCUACAGGCAUAUAUACAGUAAGGGGAAAAAACACAUCCUUUCAACAUACUUCAUAACUCAGAUUACAGUGAGGUGAUGCAUUCUCAGUUUUUGGAUGAAGUACAGAAGCCUUAGGGCAUGAAUGCAAAAUUCAGCAUUUGGGAAAAUAUAAGAUUCUUCUGGAAUAGCCGUGAUUCAAACUUUCUUUAAUGCAGUCAAAAGCUAACUUAAUGUUUUAAAAUCCCUUUUAGGCACAGAAAAGCAUUUGGUACUGAUGAUGAACAAUUUCACAGAUUUAAUUUUCAUACUUCUUGUAUAGUAAGAGCAAAAAAAUGUAUACAAAUGUAGAUUCAUAUACAGUAAAUCUAGUGUUUCUCUAGCGUACCGUACUGUAUGCUGAAGUUAUCCACUGAUAAAGUUUCCUUUAAUAGAUCUAUUAUUUAUUUUCAGAAUAUUUUAAAUCCUUUUGUAAGCAUGUCAGUAACCUUGACAUAUUGUGUUAAUCAAGAUGCCCUUUUGACAUUUCCGGGCAUACUGUUCAGAAAGUAUUGACAAAGCACCUUAGUCUGGCACAUAGUAUAUUCACACAUCCUGUCUUAAAGGGUCCAGAUAUGGGUGGAAAGAACGAUUGUGAAUUGUUCAGUUAAUAUUAAAAAUCUCAUUGGGCUUUUCAAUGGCACUGAGAAGAAUAAAAAGUAAAUAAAACACUGCAUUUUCUAAUGAAUAAAAAAAUGCAUGGAAGUUCUGUAAACAUGUUAUGCAACAUUGUGUGUUUUGGAUUAUACCAGUUACCAAGAGCGUAUUUUGGCAGCCCUUACUGAAAUAUAAAGCACUGAUGUCUAACAGAUGUUACAGUCGUACCCUUCACCCUCCUCAUAAACAUAAACACAGUUCAAACAAGAUUCAUAACAUUGGCAAGGACAUACGGUCAGAAUAUCACCAAAUCCUCGAAAGUCACAAAGUAAUUCGUACCAAAAAACCUGCACCCAGAAUCUCUAAAUAAAGUGAACUCAGGAAUGUAUCAACCUAUCCCCAACAAACACUUCACUGAGUCUGGCAACUUUGAAGGGCUGUUCAUACUGACCGCAGUGAAGUAAGAAAUCGCUGCUGCACUUAAACUGUCAGUAUGAAGAGUUUUCUUUCCUAAUUAAAAUGAGAUGUAUCUGUAGCUGGUUCACUUUAUGAAACUAUACGGUCGAAGCCUGCACACUGGGAAUGUUUUCUAUUUUGAGGAUGUUAAAAAUAGCAUGCUUUAAAAACGCAAACAAUAUAUACAGUUUAAGCAAUAACCAUUUUGACAAAUUAAACUGCAUCUACUGAAAACGCAACAUGCAUCUCUGUACCUUUAACCUUUUGUGGCAGAUGAGAGAAGAACUUUUGUGUAUUUAAAUUAUGAUUCUUAAAUGCCACACAUCAGAUAGUCUACAACAACUGGACGAGAUUAUAUUGAUAGCAUAUUGUUUUGCUCUGUUGUCAAUUAAUCUAUUACUAUAAUAUAUUACACAUCAUACAUUAAAUCACAGUAUGCUUUACACAGAUUCCAUGAGAAGUCAACAGCAUUUCAUCCAUAUGGCAGGAAGUCUAAAGAAACAUAUGCAGAAUAACUUGAGUGUAUUUUAAGGCAGUGGGGUCUGUCAUUCUUUCCCACUCUACUGUUUCAGUCUGUUGCAGUAAUCCUCUCAUCCAAGUUUGCAAUGACAGAGCUUUCACAGAAAGCAGCAAAGGCACCAUUGUCUGGUCCAGCAGAGAAAGAGAGCUUGCUAUAUUUCAUAGUUAGCUGUGUUACCAUCACCGACUCUACUCCUACUCUGUGAAAGGUACAAUGAUGUCAAAGACUAAAUAAAAACCACUCAGAUUUUAA
Molecule: messenger RNA, 5424 nt
Organism: Carassius carassius (crucian carp)
Lineage: Eukaryota; Metazoa; Chordata; Actinopteri; Cypriniformes; Cyprinidae
Product: multimerin-2-like
Exons: 7
Coding region: 102-3155 (1017 amino acids)
Molecular function (GO): protein binding
Source: RefSeq, a predicted model, not a curated record